UUUUGAUUGCGUAAUUUUACUUUAUUAUUCUGACAUAUUUAAACUGUUGUUUCAUCUAUGGUGCUUUCCCUGAUGAGAUAAUAAAGCAGGCUAUUUUAAUUUUAUUACCAUUUAGCAGUUAUACCAACAAACUCUAAAAUGUAUACACACAUAUUUUUUUUUUUUUUUGCCAUUGAUUUAUACGCUUAGUAUUAAUUCAAACAUCCAUAAGAAAUUAGGCUAUUUACAUAUUAUACUAUUUACAUACUAUUUAUAUGAAAAGAUCAUGUGAUCUGAAUACACUGGGCAAUUUUCCGGUUACACGUGCAGUACCCUUAAUAUAAACACAGAAGGAGAGGAGGAGAGUCAGUCCUUUAUGGCUGAUCAUUCACCUGUUAUCCAGCUCAGCUGAAAAAGCAUAUUUGUUUUGAAAUGAAUUAUGAAUAUUUUUCCUGUCACUGAUAUUAGACACAUACAAGGAGGGCCUGUUCAUCUGCUUAACACUUGUUUCCAUUAUAUACAGCUGAUUUAAACUACUUGGCAAGAAUGUAAUUUACCAUUUUUUACUUACAUUUGUGCUGAACAAUUUAAAGAAGAUGACAAACUCAUCGACUGUGUCAUCAGUCAUGCUGGAGGUCCUUUACAGAAUGGAGGAUCUUAAAUACCUUUACUUCAUGAUCUUUUUUGUCUUGUACAUGUUUGUAUUCUUUGCUAACACCACUCUGAUGUUUAUCAUAAUUACUGACAAGGCUCUUCAUAAACCUAUGUACGUCUUUCUAUGUAACUUGGCUGUAAAUGGCAUCUAUGGUGGCACAGCUUUGCUUCCAUCCUUGAUGGGUACUUUAAUGUCUCCUUCUCAUGAGGUAUCUUUGGCAUGUUGUAAGGCUCAAACAUAUUUCCUGCACACAUAUACUAUCAUAGAAUUCACCAUUCUGUCAGUGAUGAGCUAUGAUCGCUAUGUGGCCAUCUGCUACCCGCUACAGUAUCACAGUAUUAUGACAAUCACAAGGGUGUAUAAACUAAUUGCUUUCUCGUGGGGUUAUCCUUUAGUGGCAUUCGCUUUGUUUUUUAUUCUGACUCUGCGCUUGACAAUCUGUAGAAACAUAAUUGAGCGAGUGUACUGUUCUAACUAUUCCCUUGUCAAACUGUCCUGUGAUGACACAAAUGUUGUGAGCGCUAUUGGAUUGUUUUCUGUUGUUGUAUACAGUUUUCCUCAGCUUGCGAUGACCCUCUACUCAUAUGGACAUAUUCUGAAAAUAUGCUUUAAUGCCACUAAAAAGUCUAAAAUAAAAGCACUGAAGACCUGCACACCACACUUAUUUGCAAUAUUGAACUACAGCGUGGGCUGUUUUUUUGAAAUUGUACAAAGUCGCUUUGACACAAGAUAUAUUCCCUUUGAAACACAAAUAGUUAUGUCACUUUAUUUCUUGAUAUUUCCUCCUAUUCUGAAUCCAGCCAUUUAUGGGCUGAGUGUUCAGGCUCUGAGAGCCAAUAUUUUUAGACUUUUUAGCUCUAAGAAUAAGUUAUUGCCUUUGAAAUAG
Ctenopharyngodon idella (grass carp) is the source of this 1520-nucleotide messenger RNA. RefSeq names its product olfactory receptor 52Z1P-like. The transcript has a single exon. Gene Ontology annotation, biological process: G protein-coupled receptor signaling pathway. The record is from RefSeq and is a predicted model, not a curated record. Bases 576 to 1520 code for a protein of 314 amino acids. Gene Ontology annotation, cellular component: membrane. Lineage: Eukaryota; Metazoa; Chordata; Actinopteri; Cypriniformes; Xenocyprididae. Gene Ontology annotation, molecular function: G protein-coupled receptor activity; olfactory receptor activity.